AUGUUCCGAAAACUCGCUACUACCGGCCGACGAGCUCUCAACCUUCAGGAAUUCGCUUCCAAGCAGCUUAUGGAAAAGCACGGCCUCAGUGUCCAGCGAUUCCGAAUGGCAGAAAACGAAGCCGAAGCUGUUGAAGGUGGAAAAUAUCUGUUGGAAACUGGUGCUCCCGAGCUCGUCAUCAAAGCUCAGAUCCUUGCUGGUGGCCGAGGAAAGGGAACUUUCGAUACCGGAUUCAAGGGAGGAGUCCACUUCGCCACUGACCCCGUCAAGUGCGGCGAGUACGUCAAGCAAAUGAUCGGUAACCGUCUCACUACCAAGCAGACUUUGCCCGAAGGUGUCCCCGUCCAGAAGGUUAUGGUCGCCCAUGCCCUCGACAUCUCUCGAGAAACCUACCUCGCCGUCCUUAUGGACCGAGAAUUCAACGGACCAGUCAUUGUCGGAUCUCCAGAUGGUGGUAUGGACAUUGAAGAAGUCGCUGAGAAGACUCCUGAGCGCAUUUUCACCAUGCCAAUUGAUAUCAAUGAUGGAAUCAACAUGAACCAGGCCCUCGAAAUGGCCAAGAACCUCCAGUUCACUGGCGAGAAAGCCAACACCGCCGCCGAGCAAAUCAUCAAGCUUUACAACAUGUUCAUUGCUGUCGAUGCUACCCAGGUUGAGAUCAACCCCUUCGGUGAAACUCCACAGGGAGAAGUUGUCUGCUUCGACGCCAAGAUCAACUUCGACGACAACGCCGCCUACCGACAGCAGGAAAUCUUCGCCAUGGGCGACGACACCGAAACCGACCCCCGAGAAGUUGAAGCUGAAAAAUUCGGACUCAACUACGUCGGUAUGGAUGGUGACAUCGGAUGUCUCGUCAACGGUGCUGGUCUUGCUAUGGCCACCAUGGACAUUAUCAAGCUCGAAGGUGGUGAGCCCGCUAACUUCCUCGAUCUCGGUGGUGGAGUCCAGGAAUCCGGAGUCUUCGAAGCCCUCCGAAUCAUCACUUCUGAUGCUCGCGUCAAGGUCGUCCUUGUCAACAUCUUCGGAGGUAUCGUCAACUGCGAGAUCAUCGCUCGAGGUGUCAACCGAGCCUACGAAGAGCUUGGAAUCACCAUCCCACUUGUCUGCCGACUUGAAGGAACCAAUGUCGACUCUGCCAAGUCUAUUCUUGCUCAGGCUGGCCACCCAGUCAUCACUUCCGACUCAUUCGGUGAGGCUGCCGUCAAGGCCGUCGCUGCCCUGCCCAACGGCUGCUCUUCCGAGUCAUUUUCUCUUUCUGACGAGUAUCCUGCAGGCACGAAGACGGCAUACGCAACUAGUCAAAAAUUCCAGGACUCGUCUUUAUAUCUAUACAAGAACGUCCCUAAAGACUACACAUUAACUGGUCUCAGUGCGUUAUAUCGUCAUGGUACAAGAUAUCCGUCAUCGAGCAAGAUUCAAAAAUGGGCAACGCUGAUUUACAGUGUUCAAAAUAAUGCAACAGAAAAUCUUCCCGAGUGGCUUGAAGAUUGGGAGCCUCAGAUGGACGUCGAUCUCGCGUGGCUAUUAAAUGAUGUCGGCUGGGCCGAACUCAAAGGCCUCGCUUCACGCUUCAAAAGUCUCAACCCAGAAAUUUUUGACAGUAGAAGAUACUCCGUAAAAUCUUCUUUCAAAGCUCGUUGUGUUUCUUCCGCGCGUGGCUUCAUCGCCGGUCUCCAUCCCGAAGAAUACUCCGAUUUCUCUACAGAUAUGGAUCACGUGGACGCCACAGAACGAUCCGUAACAUAUCUCGAAACUGAAAUCGAAAUCAACAACCGUCUGUUGCGCUUUUUCGAUAGCUGCCGUCGCCAUGUGGAUUGGGAGGAAUCACCAAGAUGCGAAAACGAGUCCCGAAAGUUUAUCGCAGGCGGUCAUGUCUCGAGCAUACGAAAGGAAAUUGCCAGGACGUUGGGACUCAAAUACAUAACUAACAGACAAGUGGUGGAUUUGCAUCAGUUGGUGGUUUUUGAAACGGCGCUCUUUGGGAAAUCGGAGCUCAAGGAGUUUUUCAGAACAGAAGACGCAUUUGAAGUGCUGGAAUACGUCUCCGAUUUGAAGCACUACUACAAAACUGGUUAUGGCUACGCCCUUAACUACCGUUCCGCCACGCCUUUGCUCGAUGAUAUGGUUGGGAUCAUCCGGGAAAUGGUCGAAAACCCGGACGCAAAACCGAGAGCAGAUCUUUACUUCGGACAUGCUGAAACAGCUGUUCCGCUUAUGGCACUUUUAGGGCUUUUUGAAGGGGCUCCUUUGACUGCUGAUAGUUUUGUUUUAGCAAGGCACAGACGUUUCCGUUGCACAAAAAUAGCUCCUUUCGCCGCCAACAUCUCAUUUUUGCUCUACAAAAAGAAUAAUCCCGGAUCGGAAGAGGACACGCCCGGGCCGGAUUUAGUCCUCCAAGUUGCCGUCAACGAGCAUUUAGUCAAUAUUCCAGGCCAGCAUCAUACAGUUGACGUCCACGUUGCGCUAGAAUACUUCGAAAAGAAAAUAAAAAGUUGGAGUCAACACGAAUGCGAUGUUACCAAACUCAACAACGAGCUCUAG
Oikopleura dioica is the source of this 2541-nucleotide messenger RNA. The record is from the annotation of a GenBank genome assembly. NCBI's taxonomy places the organism in Eukaryota, Metazoa, Chordata, Appendicularia, Copelata, Oikopleuridae.